AUGCAUUUUCGGAUUUUCUUUUACAUCGGUAAUGUUCGAUUAAAAUCAACAUAUCCUAACGAUAAUCAAUAUUGGUCUCUUAAUUCUAUACAUAAUUUGUAUUAUACACAUGUUCCAUCUCAAAAUUCGUCUUUUUCUCAUAUUCAUUUAAAUAAUAUUCAUUAUUUAGAUUUGACUCUACCGUUUGACGACUCAUGUUGGUCAGUGGUGACAACACUUGAACGAUUAAAAUGUUUAAACAUUGUGUCAUAUGGUAAUAUGGAUUUGAUUGAUAUUCAUUCGAAAUUACAAAUUUUAUGCAAUCGAUCACCUCAUCUUCAUUCAUUAAAAUUUUUUUCAUGGUUUGCUCAAGAUGAAUUUCCAUUUGAUAUAAAACAUUCAUCCAUUCGACAACUUGAUUUACAAGGACUAAAUAUUGUAUAUAAUCAACAACAAUGUUUGGAAUUAAGUCGUUCAUUUAUCGGUCAACAAUGUGAGGUUCUUUUUAUUACUGUUAAGCAACGAACAGAUAUAAUUGAUUUGAUUAAUAAUAUGAAAAAUCUUCGUGCAUUAAUCGUACAAUGUACUAAGACAAUGUCAAUGCAGAAAGAAAAUGAAAAUCUACUUGAAUGGUUACAACAAAAUUUGCCAAUGACAUGCUCAAUUUCAAAUUCUAUUGAAGUUAACAAUAAUAUUCGUUUGUGGAUUCGUUAA
Rotaria sp. Silwood1 is the source of this 693-nucleotide messenger RNA. NCBI's taxonomy places the organism in Eukaryota, Metazoa, Rotifera, Eurotatoria, Philodinida, Philodinidae. The record is from the annotation of a GenBank genome assembly.